Molecule: messenger RNA, 981 nt
Organism: Phyllostomus hastatus (greater spear-nosed bat)
Lineage: Eukaryota; Metazoa; Chordata; Mammalia; Chiroptera; Phyllostomidae
Product: olfactory receptor 2A12-like
Exons: 2
Biological process (GO): G protein-coupled receptor signaling pathway
Cellular component (GO): membrane
Molecular function (GO): G protein-coupled receptor activity; olfactory receptor activity
Source: RefSeq, a predicted model, not a curated record
AUGGCCCCAGCCCAGGAAAUGGGAAACAAUCAGACAUGGAUCACAGAAUUUAUCCUGUUGGGCUUCCAGGUUGACCCAGAACGUGAAGUUUUCCUCUUUGGGUUCUUUCUGGUGUUCUACAGUGUCACCCUGCUGGGCAGCGGGGUCAUCCUGGGGCUCGUCUGCCUGGACUCCCGCCUGCACACCCCCAUGUACUUCUUCCUCUCAAACCUGGCCAUCGUUGACAUGUCGUAUGCCUCGACCACUGUUCCUAAGAUGCUGGCAAAUCUGGUGACGCACAAGAAAACCAUCGCCUUUGGUCCAUGCAUCUUUCAGACUUCCCUGUAUUUGGCAUUUGCUGUCACAGAGUGCACGUGUUUGGUGGUGAUGUCCUAUGAUCGGUAUGUGGCCAUCUGCCACCUGCUCCAGUACACUGUCAUCAUGAGCUGGAGAGUGUGUGUGGUCCUGGCCACCACGUCCUGGUUGUUUAGCUUCCUCUAGGCUUUGGUCCACAUUACUCUCCUCCUGAGGCUGCCCUUUUGUGGGCCUCAGAAAAUCAACUACUUCUUCUGUCAAAUCACAUCAGUGUUCAAAUUGGCCUGUGCUGACACCAGGCUCCAUGAACUUGUCCUCUUUGUGGGCUCCGUGUUUGUUCUAGUGGGGCCCCUGUGCUUGGUGGUGGUCUCCUACACACGCAUCCUCUUUGCUGUCCUGAGGAUCUAGACUGGGGAGGGCCGCAGGAAGGCCUUCUCCACCUGCUCCUCCCACCUCUGUGUGGUCGGGAUUUUCUUUGGCUGCGCCAUUGUCAUGUAUGUGGCCCCCAAGUCCCGCCACUUUCAAGAACAAAGAAAGAUUCUGUCAUUGUUUUACAGCCUUUUCAACCCCAUGCUGAACCCGCUGAUCUACAGCCUGAGGAACUCAGAGGUCAAGGGUGCCCUGCAGAGGUUUUUGGGGAAAAGGAGGUCCCUGGGAGGGAUGGUUGGGAAUAUUUUGGGCGUGUGA